This is a messenger RNA of Periconia digitata, 1141 nucleotides long. NCBI's taxonomy places the organism in Eukaryota, Fungi, Ascomycota, Dothideomycetes, Pleosporales, Periconiaceae. The record is from the annotation of a GenBank genome assembly.
ACAACAUUGAACUACUUCCACUCAUCACAGCACAACCUUCACCACGCCCCGAUCGUCCAUUUCCCGCUCACAGUCAGCACCAUGGCUUCUCUCAUGACGCUCCCACGGGAGUUGCGCGACCAAAUAUGCAAGGAAGUUAUACUUUCUCCCUUGACGGAACCGCCCGAGUUGGGGCUAUCAUUCGACGCCAUAUUGGACGGGCGGAGAAGCUACCAAGAACCUAAAACAGCCGCUUGGUCAUCUCCUUAUGCAGUCAGAUAUCAACCCUCUGCCAUAGUCGCUUCGGUAACGCCGCUGCUGCUCGUCAACCACCAACUGUAUGCGGAGACCAUGGACAACCUCAGGACCAUGCCUCAAACCCGAACAUGCGACUUGGAUCUGAUUGUUCUAGAUGAAAUGUUUCUUUGCCCCACAUGGAUACGAGUUCCAGUUCUUACAAAUAACGUCGAUCGAGUCAAUGUCAAGUUUCGCAUCGCCGGUUUUCUCCAUCAAGACCAUUCGGGGCACGAAGAACGCGAGAUCUCCAGAUAUUCCGGAUUCAGAGGGGGAUUUGACGCUGUGCCUACAGUGAUGGCGUGGCAGAUCUACGAUGUUCUUGAUCGCUUCCUCACCGUCGGACCGGUAGGAGCGCGCACAAACGCUGAGGCGGAUCGAAGCGUCGUCCUCAAAACUCUCGACAUAGAUAUUCAGACUCCGCCAAACGUCGAGGAAGAACGGUUUAGUGAGCCCGGAUGGGGCCAAGAAGAAGUCCCCGGAUUCUAUGUCCUGGAUCCCAACUAUCUUGCUCGCUUUGUCUAUACGCAGGUGGAAGGUAUGAUGGGCAUGCACGCUGACUCUCCGGAUUGCGGCAAGAUAUUCUACGAGUUCAUGAACGAGGUUGUUGUGAGCAAGGAUGGACAAGUGGUCGGGGUGUUUGAUGUGGCUUCUUACUUGCAGGGACUCGAAUACUCGGUCGGCCUCAGCAUAUCUACGCCAAGUGGAAAGACGAAGGCAGUAUUUGACGAGUGGAAGAAGAACACUAUCAAGAAGCGACGAGAGCGGGGUCUCAAGGUCCUGGCUGAGGCUUGAUAAUCUGGGUUUCCUUCUCGUUUCCUUUGGUGCUGCAAGAGCAUGUGUCGUCUUGCUUCGGCCGGUACUACUC